Molecule: messenger RNA, 273 nt
Organism: Opisthorchis viverrini
Lineage: Eukaryota; Metazoa; Platyhelminthes; Trematoda; Opisthorchiida; Opisthorchiidae
Exons: 2
Coding region: 1-273 (90 amino acids)
Source: RefSeq, a predicted model, not a curated record
AUGGUAGUUGGCCUGCGCGGUAUCUGGUGGGUGCAGCGACAUGCUGGGUCCAAGCGCUCUGUUGAACGACUUUUAACAGCGCUGCUGCAAAAGGUCCGCCUGAUUCGACGCGCUGGAUUUCAAUCCACGAGGCCUUUGGUGAUUGAUUUACUGACUAGCAUGUGCAAGUGGAUCGAAAGAAAUUUCCUGGUAGAAGAGAACGGCGGUUGGAAAGAGUCGGGUACCGCAUUUGUAGAUGAACGUCAUUUGAACAAUUUGGUUUUCGAGGGUUAG